Messenger RNA from Cryptomeria japonica (Japanese cedar), 2035 nucleotides. RefSeq names its product arogenate dehydrogenase 2, chloroplastic. Gene Ontology annotation, biological process: L-tyrosine biosynthetic process. The record is from RefSeq and is a predicted model, not a curated record. Bases 318 to 1448 code for a protein of 376 amino acids. The transcript is spliced from 2 exons. Gene Ontology annotation, molecular function: prephenate dehydrogenase (NAD+) activity; prephenate dehydrogenase (NADP+) activity; arogenate dehydrogenase (NADP+) activity. NCBI's taxonomy places the organism in Eukaryota, Viridiplantae, Streptophyta, Pinopsida, Cupressales, Cupressaceae.
AACCAUAUGAUAAGAUGAAAUUCAACAAUCGGUCAUCUCCGUCCAUCUCUUAAAGGAACACGGUGUUUACGCUUGGUUGCGUAUUGAGGGUUUCCUCACGAAAUAAACGAACAGCUGUCCUACCCAGGGCAUCUUCGGCACGUUGAAAUUUAAAAUCCGUGAAAUCAUUUCAAUAAUUUUUAUUUGCUUUUAUGUAAAACUCCUUUAAAAUGGUGUCAAAUUUGUCCCAGCAGAAGAAGAGAGAUUGAUUUGAAUGAGCUACAGCAACUAUUCUGCAGAUUUUGAGUUGCAGUGUAAAGUACAGAAGAAGUUUGGAGAUGGCUGCAUCAAUCAAGCUUUCCACCGUUUCCUUUUCUUCCUUGCAGCCUUGUUCUAGUAUCAGACAGCCUUUAAUGCCGAUAAAAAUAGGAUGCACAAAGUCAAUAGUUUUGGUUUCUCAGAAGAAGAAACAAAACGGAACACAGAGUCGCCUUCAAAGGCAUUUGAAAGUUAAAGCUUUGGAUGCUGCACAACCAUUUGAUUACGAAUCCAAGAGAAUUAAUGAGAUUGAGAACAAUAGUAAGUUAAAGAUUGGCAUAGUGGGGUUUGGCAAUUUUGGUCAGUUUCUUGCAAAGACCAUUGUCGGGCAAGGCCAUACCGUAUUGGCUCAUUCUCGAAGAGAUUAUAGUGAGGUUGCACAGAAGAUGGGUGUUUCUUUUUACAUGGAUCAAGAUGAUUUUUGUGAGGAGCAUCCUGAGGUUAUAUUGCUAUGUUCAUCUAUAAUCUCAACUGAGUCUGUUUUGAGAUUGUUACCGACUCAAAGAUUAAAGAGAAAUACAUUAUUUGUAGAUGUCCUUUCGGUCAAAGAGUUUCCUCGCAAUCUAUUUUUACAGGUGCUUCCCUCUGAAUUUGAUAUAUUGUGCACCCAUCCUAUGUUUGGCCCUGAGAGUGGUAAAGCUGGGUGGAGCGGUCUUCCUUUGGUCUAUGAUAAAGUUAGGAUUGGACAAGGAUUGAGAGCUGAGCGCUGUCAGCAGUUUUUGAAUAUAUUUGCAAAAGAAGGCUGCAGGAUGGUUGAGAUGUCCUGUGCGGAACACGAUCGCCAUGCUGCUGAAACUCAAUUCAUUACACACACUGUUGGGAGGAUGUUAGGGAAUUUGAAUUUAGAAUCCACCCCAAUAAAUACUAAAGGAUAUGAGUCAUUACUUCGAAUUGUUGAGAACACUGCUGGUGACAGCUUUGAUCUUUAUUAUGGUUUGUUUAUGUACAAUGUCAAUGCAACAGAGCAGUUGGAGAGACUGGAGAUGGCUUUUGAUGCUCUAAAAAAACAGCUUGUAGGGCGGUUGCACAAGAUUUUAAGAACACAGUUAUUUGAUGGGGUUGCCAGGGGAGAAGUGUCUGAGCAAAGUUCAUCUCUUGCGGAUCCACAAAACCCUACUUCCGACACCACUAUUCCAUUAAGAACAAAAUAACAAACUAUCCUUGUUUUGUUUAAAACCAAGUAGAGCCAUGCAAUUCUCUUCUCAUCUGUAGCCAAACAGAGAUUUGUUUCUUUAAAGGGUCCCCCCUUAGGGACAAGAAAGUAGCUGUGGAUCAUGAUGUUGAAGAAUCGGUUGAGGCCUUCAGGGGAACCUCUCUUAAGGAUAAAAAAUAUUUUUGAGGCUUCUGUUGAGGUCUCGAGGGUAGCCCCCCUGAAAGAUAAAUAUGUGAAUGAUUUUGAUUCUUUGAUGUUUCAAAACUCCUUGGUCAGGCUCAGCUUCAAACCUCAUUGAGGCUGUUUGCUACUGUUCAGCUGUGUGGUUUUGCUGGGGCCCCUCUUGAUUUAAGGCCAGUUCCUUUUAAAUUUCGUUCUUUGUUGCUGUAGUCUCUUUGGGGGCUUGCUGUAGGCUCCCUCGUUGUUGCUGUUUAGCUUUGUUAUUCCUGUUUUGCAGCAUUUUGUAAAAGGUUUCAAGUGCCUUUAAAACCUGUUUUUCCUUAAAAACAGAGACUUGUUACAACUUUCUUAAAACAUUUCUCCUUCUUUAUUAUGUUAUCUUUCUAAAAAUUUCUCCAUUUUUUA